Molecule: messenger RNA, 522 nt
Organism: Candidozyma haemuli
Lineage: Eukaryota; Fungi; Ascomycota; Pichiomycetes; Serinales; Metschnikowiaceae
Exons: 1
Coding region: 1-522 (173 amino acids)
Biological process (GO): mitochondrial electron transport, NADH to ubiquinone
Source: RefSeq, a predicted model, not a curated record
AUGGGGUUCGGAAAGUUUUUCUACGGCGACAAGAAAUGGGAAAAUGUCGACGAGAACCCAAUGCCCAAGGACGUUCCAGACGUUGAAGAGGUGGGUGCGACCUCAGCUCCACUCUUAAGUGCUGCAUUCUUCAUUGGCGCCAGAUGUAAGCCAUAUAAUGACGAUUUCAUGUUGUGUAAAGACGAGAAGAACGGCGGUACCGUUGAGUGUUUGAAGGAGGGCAGAAGAGUCACUAGAUGUGCGGUUUCUGUGUUGCAGGACUUGAACAAGCACUGUUUCGACGAAUUCAAGUUGCACUACGAAUGUCUUGAACAGGAGAACCACAGGUUGGGCGGCUGCAGAGCCAGUGAAAAGUUGUUCAACAAGUGUGUGUUUGACAAAUUGAAGUUGGAGAAGAAGGUGCCUGGCGUCAAGCCAGAGGAGCAGAUCCACUUGAAGGAGAACCCUAUCUACACCGGUACUGGCCAGGAUAAGGCCGUGACACAGGCCUUCUUGAAGGGUAAACAGGAGGAGUCCGCUUAG